Macrobrachium nipponense is the source of this 3317-nucleotide messenger RNA. RefSeq lists its product as uncharacterized. The record is from RefSeq and is a predicted model, not a curated record. Lineage: Eukaryota; Metazoa; Arthropoda; Malacostraca; Decapoda; Palaemonidae. The coding region runs from base 8 to 2242 and encodes 744 amino acids. The transcript is spliced from 9 exons.
UAACAUCAUGGAACGAAUUUUUGGUUUAGUUUUCCAUCUGUUUAUAACUUCGCACUCCUUUGGAGUGAUCGCCAUGAGCACACCAAGUCUUACGAGGGUGUCCCCCGGAGAUAGCGGCGGGCAGCAGGUGGAGGCUGCAGGCUCGACUCAUCUUCCCCAGCAAGAAACGGCUGCCUCUGGAAGCGACGAUAAUGGCUUCAUGGAAGACAUCGGCUUCUCACAUUUCUUUACUGACGUAGGCCUACAGAGCAGCGCUAGUAAUCUAGAAGUAGGUGGAGCAGGUGAGCAUCGUGGCUUCUCGUUGCCUCACGAUUUCACAGCAGCGGGUCUCGGAAGUGGUCAUCUGACUCCAGGUCCGCAUUUAGGUGGCGACCACCUAGGCGCUGGUAUUGGUCUAGGGUUCUCUGCCUCUACCAAGCAAGAACAGAACACUGAUGCGAAAGUUGAUCCUGCCAUCCAAGGUUUCAUUCCAGCCGAUCCUCUAUCCUUUGGUGGCCAUAUUUCCUCUUCGUCAUCUUUUGUUGAUACCAAAGCCCCGCCUUUCGUAAUCACUCAUCCAUCACCCGUUAGCCAACCAAUAUACAGGCCAUCGACGCAUAGUCCAUACGCUUCCGGUCAUCUCCAAACAAGCGAUUCCAAACAGAAGACCCAUUCUAAGUACCCACAGGGAAGAUAUAGAGGAGAUACAGAAUCAAGGCAGACCCCUAGUAGUAACCAGAAGCAUCCCAGGUAUGGCGGAUCUCAUUCUGCAUCAUCUCAUUCCAAUUCCAAUCUAGGUCCAUCUCAUCCACCCACUUACGAAGAUCCCCGCAGUGCCAAAUAUGAAGAAGAAUCACCGAAAGAAUCAAACACUAAAGGUUUCGAGAACUCCAGAAAUGAAGGGUACCACUCUGAGGCCAGCGGGGACGAUGGCUACUAUUCUGGAAAGGACGAGAGCUACAAUCCUGGACCGAGGAAGAGAACCGACCACGGCCACAAUAACCCUCACCGGGAGUCUUACCAUGCCCCUGGUUAUGACUUCCAUGCCCACUACCACGAUGAUGAUGAUGAUGAUGAUGAUGAUGAGUACAGCUAUGCCCCCGUCCACCAGGAAGAGUCUCGUCAUGAGCCUCAUGGUGAUUAUCCUGAACAUGGAAGCAGUACCCGUCAACGGCCAUACAAACACGACCAUCAUGGCGGUAAUUCACAGCAUCAUGGCGGACCAAGGGAGCACUACAAGAAUGAAAACAGGUAUCAGGACGAGAAUCCAAAAUAUAAUAGACCCAACAGACCGCAGCAACAUGAAAGAGAUCGAUCGGAGUCUCGACCUGAAGAACAUUAUGAGAAUCAAGGAUCUGGAAAGUCAGGUUAUGAUGGGCCGUGCAGGAUAGAGGAGAAAGACGGAAUGACUUGCAAGAUCUGCAAGGACGAGGAAGGAGCAUUUUCGGAGCACUGCUCCCACAGCAAAAGGAACGGCAAAGACAGAGUUUACGCCAACAGUCGUCGAGGCAGCCACAAUCGCAAAGGGCCCGACGUCGGGAAAAAUUCCCACAGCAGUAGCCAGACGCGUUCCAACCCUGUUUAUGAGGAUAGGUCGGGACACAGUCAUGGGAAGCCGCCAAAUCCCUACCAGGAGAACUCCUAUAGACCAUACCGAAUUUAUGACUAUGAUGGGGAUUAUUCUACUUUGGUGCCUGAAUCUGUUCCUUACGCCGUGGAUCGGAUGGGCGUGGUUCAUGCCGACGAUUUCGCCCAAGACCUUUAUUUUGAUGCAUUCGCAGAAGGUUCAUCCUUCGAUCCUUACAUCGUUGAGACGCCGUAUGACGGCUUCGACGAGGCAUCCCUAGAUUUCGGCCACGAAGAGCACGGACAUCCCUUCACAGCUUUUGGGGAUGACGACGAUGUCGAACAUGGGCACAGUCACGGGCACGCUGCUGCUGCCCAACGUAGAGCCGACUAUGUCGAGCCAAAUAAAUCGGAAGCUGAGGUUAUUGAGAGGAAACAGGAGUACCCUGGCGUGAUUCAUGAUCACUUCUACCCACUGGAUCACGAGGACAACUAUGCAGAACUGACGAGAAUGGUGUCCCAGUUCAAGAAGAAAGACCGGUCAUCGUGCAAGCAGGUCCAGAGAGAGGGCAUGUCAUGCUUCGUUUGCCAAGACCCCUACGGGAUGGAGGACGAGGAAUGUAUGUACGCUGCUCGAGACCCCAAUGGGCAUGACAUCAAGUACUCCGAGGAAGUUUCUUAUGGAAGCGGCACUUAACUCAAAGGACUUUGUUUACCUCAGAGAAGAAAACGGUCGGAGAUUAGCUGCCGCUACUUCAUAAACGGUUUCACUGUGGCAACAUUGAUCAGUUCGUCUGGCGAUUGACUACUUCGUAACCGUUUGAUCUGUUUCUUUGACUCCUUAGAUGAACCAGUUGACUUUUUUUUUUUUUUAUGUUUCGUUACCCUUACUUUUACUCCCGACAUCCCUUUUAGGUUGUUAUUUCUUUCUUAUUUCUGUUCUUCAGAAACCUCUUAAACUAUUUUUGUUUUCGUAAGAUUAUAUUUAUCAUCUUAUCAUUCUUGUUUUUCUUAGCAUAUAUUUUGCAGUGUGAUUUUUUGAACCUCGCGCAAUUUAGAUUCUUUUUUAUAGGGAAUCAUGUGGUUGUAGUCAUUUUGUGUCAUCUUUAAUGGGAUUACGUUACUUAAUUUGUCUUACGUAUAAACCGUUCAUUUGAACAAUUUUUUUGUUUUUGUUUUGCCUCUUUACCUUCACGUUUUCGAUUUUCGUAUAAGGUAUUUUUUUCUAUUAUAUCAUCUUUCAUAUCGUGCAUUUUCUUCCAUAUCUUGUUUAUUUGCAUUUGAUUACAAAAUCCUCUUUUCGUCGUCUUUAACACCAUCUAAAAUAAAUAUAUGCUCAGUCAAGUCUCGUAUUCAUUUUUAUGUCUUGUGUUAAAAUGCUCAUUUCCUUAAAUUCUGAUAUCAUCAGAUUCUUUUAUAUUUUUCCACUUCGUUAUUUCGUGACUGGUUUUCGAGGUAAUUAUGACCAAUAUUAGUCGGAAUGUACGCACGUUUGUAUGUGAAAGCUCCUCUUACAUGAAAAAUAGCCUCUCUUCAUUGAAUUGUUUUUUAUUUUCCGUUCUUUUAUCUUUUGUCUUUCAUUUUUACUUCCACAAGUUGCGCUCGUUCCUUUUCGGGAGCUCACACAGUUCGUUUUUAAGUACUUUUACUUUUCUUGUUAUCAGAUUUUUACUUGCAUUGUUCGGGUGAAGCAAAAAUUCUAUUCCACGUAUUUUUUGAGUCGGGAUUUUAUGCUUCGCCCUUUUUGAUGUUUAUUGCCUUAGUGAAGCAAA